Molecule: messenger RNA, 453 nt
Organism: Sinocyclocheilus grahami
Lineage: Eukaryota; Metazoa; Chordata; Actinopteri; Cypriniformes; Cyprinidae
Product: Golgi-associated plant pathogenesis-related protein 1-like
Exons: 4
Coding region: 1-453 (150 amino acids)
Cellular component (GO): extracellular region
Source: RefSeq, a predicted model, not a curated record
AUGGCAGAUGAAAGCUUUAAACAGGAGUUCCUGGAGGCCCAUAACCAGUACAGGAAGCAGCAUCAAGCCCCAGAGCUGACAUACAGUGAUGAGCUGUGCAGUGCUGCUCACAAGUGGGCGGAUCAUAUGCUGAGCAACAAAGCACUGGCCCACAGUGACACGGAUAAUGGGGAGAAUGUGUUUUAUUCCUAUAACUCUGACAAAAACACACCCACAGGGAAGGAGGCUGUAGACAGUUGGUACAGUGAGAUCAAGGAUUACAGCUUUAACACACCAGGAAAUCAGCCCAAAACAGGGCAUUUCACUCAGGUUGUGUGGAAAUCAUCCACAGAGCUCGGAGUAGGUCUGGCUACUGAUGGAAACACAGUUUUUGUUGUUGGUCAGUACAAACCUGCUGGAAAUAUAACCAACGCUGGUUACUAUGAGCAAAAUGUUCUACCUAAAACUGAAUAA